CCAUGGGAUUUUUUUCUCUAAUUGGUAACCUCUUUGCUUCUCUAAUGCAAGUUACUUCUGACUGCGAAAUCAAGCCAAGGAGAAGAACACCAACACAAAGACAGCACCCAAGCGAGGAGAAGAACACAAACGACUUUAAAUCAACCUUUAUUCUUCCAGCAGCAGCACAACUACAACGGCAAGAGUUAAACAAACACACUGAUGCUGAAACAUCUCAAUCAACUCAAAACACACAAAUGCAUACAUCUUGGAAGGAUGACAUAUUCUCUAAAGUUCAAGGACUUGAGAAAAGAGGGCGUGUUCGCUGCAUGGGCAAGAUGCCAAAAUGUAAAAAAUCAAAAGUUUCUUUAUCUAAACAUGAAGAGCUAAGUCAUCGAGUGAAUUAUUUGGAAAACUUGUUGACAAGUUUUGUGUCCGCGGUUCAAAAUCGUUUACCUGGAGAAGAGUUUAAUGAUAUUGCAAGACAGGUUGCAGAUACUUCGCGUGCUCGUGACCAUUUGAAUUCUCCAAGUUCAAGCUCCAAUGAAGAUAGUGAAUAUGAUGAAAUUAUUAGGAAGCGGCUACUUUGUCCUUGGAGAUUAAACAUGCAUAUGAUUUUGUGGAACCUUUAGGAUUUAUAAUUAAGUUGAGAUUUCGUCUUCUGAAUUGUUUUGAUUGAAAAACUACUUAUGUGCGUACUUUAUAUUACUAUGGUACUUUUUGGUGGUGAUGAUCCAUUAUGUUGUAUUGUGAUGUUUCCAAGACAAUGAUAAUUUUUAUGUGAUAUGGUUGUGUAUAGAACAACCAUUUUAAU
Molecule: messenger RNA, 793 nt
Organism: Lotus japonicus
Lineage: Eukaryota; Viridiplantae; Streptophyta; Magnoliopsida; Fabales; Fabaceae
Exons: 4
Coding region: 3-611 (202 amino acids)
Source: RefSeq, a predicted model, not a curated record